GGAUCUUUUUGUUUACCUUGAUCGUUGAUGCACCUAACUCCGCUGUAAAUCCAAUCUUCGAGGGACUUUGCAGCCUGUCACCAGGCUUGUCAUGACAGAUAUACUCGCAUGGAAACCACCAUCGUGGUGGGCUCCCGAUGGCAUUACCAAAGCCCUUUCUAAACCGGACCUGCGUACGUUCGCAUCAGGAUUGCUCCAUGGGGAUCGUUUCAGACGGAUCAGAUCCGCAUAUGCGAAAGCGGAGCGAUGCAGAGUAUGCUGUAACAAUGCCUGGCCAGAUACAUCAGGUGCACGCGUCUUGGUUGGUAGUUUACUCUCCUCUGCUGGAAAGGGGUGUGCAGGUUGUUUGACCCUAUGUGGUAUCGUAAACAGGUGUGCCUUGAUUUCCAAGAACUCGAACCAGCCGUUUGAGCUUUCUCUGGAUAAAUGGGUAUCAUGCAGAGUGGAGAGAUCAAGACUGGUUUUGGAAUGCUACCCAACUGCGUCGUGGGAGGUGUUCGCGCCGGAAAAUCUCGAAAAUCCAUGGCGAAUACCACAUCUGCCCCAUGAAGUAAUUGCGAAUUCUGGUUCAGACCAAGCUGUUGAACGAGCGUCGUCGUGGCUGCAAGAUUGCGAAGACAACCACGAGUUGUGCAGAAGUGCCAAUUCGAGCCUGCCAACUCGCGUUAUCUCGAUCCAGGGGCCGAAGACUAUCAAGUUGUACGAGACUGAUGGCGAAUUUGAACCCUACGUCUGUCUAAGUCAUUGCUGGGGGCCGGAUAAAAUCACCACAACUGAGAGGGCAACUCUAUCCGCACAUAAGCAAAGCAUUCCAUGGCAAAAACUUCCCCAAACCUUCCAUGACGCAAUCUCUUUCGCUUUCCGACUGGGAUACAAGUACGUCUGGAUCGACAGCCUUUGUAUCGUACAAGAUAGCAAAGAGGACUGGCGAAGCGAGGGUAGUAAGAUGGCGCAGAUAUAUUCUGGUGCCGAUUUCACCAUUGCUGCUACCGCAUCAAGUCGCCCGUCGGAGGGGUGUUUCCGCCAGACUACGAACCGCCCAAUCAGCAUCUACUCGUAUCCCGAUAUGAACGGCUCGAUGUUGGAUGUGUGCGUUCGAUCUAGCAUAAAUCAUUAUGCAUGGAGAUAUGGCGAAUAUCCCUUGCUACGCCGUGGAUGGACACUGCAAGAGUGCCUGCUCUCACGAAGAAUCUUGCACUUCACAGCCGAGGAAAUGUUCUGGGCUUGCAGGACUGUGAACAAAUGCGAGUGCUCAUUCUGGUGGGACGCCAUGACAUUACCCUUCAAAAAUCUGCGCAGCCCAAAAUACCUUACAACAAUACAUUCCUCGGAUGAGAUGCAAUGUACGGUUCUGUGGCAUCAUAUUGUCAGCGAGUACAGCAGUUCUUCCUUGACAUACAAAGGGGACUGCUUUCCAGCUUUACAGGGAAUCAGCAAACAAAUGCAUCAGCUCAAGAGGUCAGCAUACGUGGCUGGACUAUGGGAGAACAGUAUAAUGUAUGACCUACUAUGGUACUCCGAUUACAAAGACAGAACAUGCAGACCAGAGGAAUGGCGUGCCCCUUCAUGGUCAUGGGCAUCUGUCGUGGGUCGAGUUACGUGGCCCAAUUGGAUUUCAAUCUGCACACCUUUAUCAACCUAUGUCGCCAAAGAUAUAUCAUUUGCAGGAGUAGAUGAAUUUGGCGAGCUUCGGUCUGCAGAGAUUACUUUGCGAGGUCGAUGUUUACUCGAAGCCGUGGAAGGCACCUAUCAGUACAACACGCAGCUAUGCGCAAACAUCGAAUACCCCGACCAUCGCGCUUGGAGGAGGUGCCCCCGUAAGGUGUAUCUCGAUUGUGAAUUAGGAGACUCUGGCAAUGAGAUGCCAGGUUCUGUACUUGAUAUUCCCAUCCAGCGUGUGAAAACGCUUCUCAUGAGUGUAUAUCAGAUGGGGUUGAAGAAGAAAUACCUCUAUACAGCUUUGAUACUGCGACCCUCGAAUAUGACAGCAUGCGCUUACGAACGGAUUGGCUUGGUGGAAUUCGAGACGCAGAAAGGAUACGAGGUGUUUGAUCUUCCGUUGGGUAACGAGGAAACUCUACACAUCGUCUAGUUGGCCGGCGGACGCAGCCAAA
Alternaria alternata is the source of this 2114-nucleotide messenger RNA. RefSeq names its product HET-domain-containing protein. Bases 92 to 2092 code for a protein of 666 amino acids. The record is from RefSeq and is a predicted model, not a curated record. Lineage: Eukaryota; Fungi; Ascomycota; Dothideomycetes; Pleosporales; Pleosporaceae. The transcript has 2 exons.